AAUGAUAUUUCUGAAAACAUUAUUGUCCGGGCAUUCAAAAAAUAUGGCAUUUCUAAUUGUUUGUCAAGAAAUGAAGAUGAUUUGAUCUAUGCUGAUGAGAAUGAAGAAAAUUCAAAUAAUAAUGAAUUGGGUGAAAACAGUGAAAGUGAAGGAUCUAGUAAAAAUAAAAAAUCCGACAAAAAUAAAAAAUUUGACAAAAAUGAAGAAUCUGACAAAAAUGAUGAAUUUGAUG
Dentiscutata erythropus is the source of this 232-nucleotide messenger RNA. The record is from the annotation of a GenBank genome assembly. Lineage: Eukaryota; Fungi; Glomeromycota; Glomeromycetes; Diversisporales; Gigasporaceae.